Messenger RNA from Trichomonas vaginalis G3, 6387 nucleotides. Its product is annotated as aggrephagy protein. The record is from RefSeq and is a predicted model, not a curated record. Gene Ontology annotation, molecular function: protein binding. The transcript has a single exon. The coding region runs from base 1 to 6387 and encodes 2128 amino acids. Lineage: Eukaryota; Parabasalia; Trichomonadida; Trichomonadidae.
AUGAUUUUAUGUUAUCAGUUUAAUGAAGAGAAUCAAAUAGCUAUAGAACAUCUCGAUGAAUACAUUAAAACACAAUUAUUAGGCUGCGAUCUGAAUUUCCCACCAACAACCGAGAAACAGUUUAAAUACAACGAAAACCGUUCGAUUUCGGAUCUUCCGCCGAUAGAAUCCGCAUUCCGAUCACAAGAAGGAAGUUUAUCCGACCUAUUUUUCGCUUUAUUAAAUAUUCAUGAUCCGAUUAUUGAUAAUGCAUUGCCACACUUCUUAAAACUAACCAUGGAUGCAGAGAAAUACAAUAUAAUACUAAAUCUCGUUUUAUUAAACGCAGGAACAAACGAAUUCAAAUAUCAAAUUAAAAAUCCGGUCCAAACGUUCUUUAACCCCAAAAUAUUCAAUCCAUGUUAUUCAUUAUACGAUUCGGAAGUCAGCUACAUGAUUUCCAUUAGAAAAUAUACUUUAGAUUGUUUUUAUCAUUUUCUCAAGCAAGAUUUCUCAUAUAUCAACUCCUACUUCGAGUUUUUGUCCUCUGCAUCAUCGUAUCCAUGGCUUUUCGCGGAAAUUUUAGCUUUUAGCAAAGAAAUUUUCCAAUUAAUAAAUACAGAAGUCCACGCGAGUAUUCUGAUAGAAUGCAUAUGCCAGUUCAUGCUUACAAAGGCUGGGAAGUACGAGGACAACUUCUUUCCUGUAAUUUUCAGUACAAUUAAAUCAUUUUUGACAAAUCCGAAAAUUUAUGAGCAGAUCAUGAUCAAUCCAUUACUAAUCGACUCAUUGUUCAAGAAUACAAUAGAUUGCCAGACUUGUUCCGAUAUUAUUUACAUUUUAUUUGAAAAUUUCUUAGAAACACCGAUAGAUUCAAUUUUCAUCAACAUUAUGAUAGAAAACUUUAGGAAUGAUAUAAAACUUGCCUCAAAAAUUAUGAAAAUCUUUGAAAAAUUUUCAAAUAAUUCACAAAUGGUGAGUUUCAUUCAUUUGAAGCUAUUUAAGGACAUAAUGAUGCAGGUAGGCAAAUUCAAUGAUCCGGAGCUUACACAGAUGCUUAUUGACUUCAUUGCUUCGUUCCAGAGAAAAUUAGAUUUUUCAAAACUUCCUUUUUCGAGUAUGAUUGAAGAUAUCACGUUAAAUGACAAUAUGUAUGAAUCUCUACUAAGAAUGAUAUCGAAUAGUAGCAAAUUCAUUGGAAUUCGUGGUGAAAUUUCCAUUGAUAUUAUUAGAAAAAUAUUUUCAACGGAAUACUUCGUUGAUUUCAUGCAGAGAGUCAAGGAAUUAGUUUGUAAUUCCAUUGUUGAAUGUUAUUACUGUAACAAGUUCGGAUUUUCCUUGUUUUUGAUUGAAUCUGUUCAAAAAAGGGACAAAAUCGAGGAUGUAGACCUUAUUUUGGAAGUUUUCAAGGAGAUAAAUAAAUGGAAUUCAUCAAGACCCAUUAUGUUCUCGUAUUUAAGGCUUUUGUCCAAUGAAACAAACAAAAGAUCAAGAUAUGCUGAAAAAUUAUUAGAAGCGUUAUACGAAACCAUCAAAUCUUCACAAGACCAAGUACUAUAUGCAUUCCUUUUCACUCCUGGAACAGGAUCUCUCAUGAUUCCUCAUCAAAUUAAUUAUUCUACAUUUGUUAUCAAUAUUUACAUGAUUUUAUGUAAUCUUACGGAGACACAAAGACUCAUAACCCUCAAAACAGAAGGAGAAACCGUUACUUUCAGCAUAUCUCCAACUACGCUCUCCAUUAUUAAGAACUUUACAGUGAUCGCUAGCAAAAAUAUUCCUUUCAACCAAAAUGAGUGGUCAAACUUUACUUUUCAGAUCUCUACGAACGAAUUAAUUUUAUAUAUUAAUAAUAAUACAUCAGUUCAGAUCAAAUCUCAAGUACCGAUCAUUAAAUCGACUGUAGAUAGCAUGGAGAUCUUCUGUGAUGAGUUAACUGGUGAAGCUGCCCAUGUUUCUGUUUUUUCAGGUUCAUUAGACGACAGAAUGCUCAAUGUAAUACAUUCAGACACCACGGAAUACACCACUGUCAUCCAUGAGCCCUCUUUAUUGAUGUUAUAUUCAGCGCAUUACGUUGAAGGAAAUCAUGUUUCAAAUGCCUUGCAGAAUUCAUUCGAAUCCGCAACGACAACAUGUAUAAACCUUUCCUUCAUAUCAUCCUUCCGUCGAAUUUUCGAAACUUCCAAAGGAACCCACUUCCUUACUUCACUUUUUUCCCAAAUUGAUUUUAACACUUACCAAGGUACAAGAAACAAUGGUUUUCUUAUGCAAUUACUGCAAUCAUUCACAGAUAUAAUACAAGGAGCCCCUCAAAUACAAGAUUUGAUGGAGCAAGUGAAUACAUUUGCAGUUAUUGCAUAUUUCCUUUCCCAACCAACAAUAAACGAGUAUUUAAACAGCGAAUUAUGGCAGCACAUCUACAUAUUAGAGCAGCAUAUCAAGAAUCCAGUACUUCUUGAGCAAUUUCAGACGAAUGUUUUAUUAAAUCUCGAAAUUUGGCGAAGAUCUGCCAAAAAAGAGUGUGGAUCCUUUAUGUUAUGCUGUCAUAGAGUAUGCCAAUCCAAUGAACAAACGUUCUUUUCGUUGUUUAACAUCAAUUCCUUAUGUGAUUUGUUUCUUUACAUCGUUGAUGAGAACGAAUUCACGGAAACAAACAUCUCCAUCCUUAAAACACUUUUCCAGAAGGCAGCGAAGAUCAGAUUCGGUCAGAAAGAGACUUUGACAAUGUUAAAAAUGGUUUCUUAUUUCAAUGGAAAUUUCCAAAAAGUUUCCGUGUUGGUAAAAUUCCUGAAAUCGAUGGCGAAAGUCAGACCUGACAUGUGGAGUUUCAUUGUCGCGAAAGUAUUCGAACUUGUUGAUCUUGUGCAAGUCAGAAUCUUAAUCAUCAAGUCAAUUCCGACCUAUUUAAUAACAACAGCUUUUUCUUUGAUGAUGUCAAAAUUUGACAAAUUUUCUGACAGCAAAAAAGAAGAGUAUUUCAAUGAGUUCAAUAACGCGAUAGAGCCAAAUAAAUGGAAUACGAACCUAUUCGUUUUCAUGCUUUGUUUCGCGUUCAGAAACAGAAUGUGGAAUGCGAUUGCAAUUCAAUCUUGUUUACUCUGUUUCGAGAGUUCGAAAUUCAUUGAAAAAUUCAAAAAUUUGGGAAUCAGCGGCAUCGGAAUUGUCACUGCCUAUUUCAUGUUUUGCAAUGAUAAGAACUCUGUCAAGAUCUUCGGAAGAUUCCUCGCGAAAUCAAUCACAAUAACUAAAGAUGUUUUCGCAAUUUCUUCCGUAAUUGAAUCAUUGACAAAUAUGAAUUUUGACAAUUUUGUGGCAGAUUUAUUAACCGCCGUAAUUGAGAACGCUUUUUCAAAGGAAGAAAAAAGUGUUGAAGAAAAACUCGAGUACUUCCAUUUCAUUGUUGAAAAGAUCUUCUUUAGACACAAUCAUUCAACAAUCAACAAAAAACCAUUGAGAAGUUUCGAAACUGUUGAUAUAAAUUCAUUUAUUUUGUUAUUGACAACAGUAAGAGACAGAGUUUCCUUCAAUUACGGAUAUUCAAUAUCAGAAGAAGGAAAAUGGGUUGAUGAAGAUCUUGCCGUGGAAUUGUUGCAUCAAGGAUGGCUUUCUUUCUCUACAAAUUGUUUGAAUAUGAUUGAUUAUAUGUGUUUGAUGAGUUUCGUCAUGAAAAGAAACAUAAAUAAAAACAAGAAGUUCUUGUUUGACGAAAAUUAUAAAAUUAUCAGAGAAUCUGAAUACGCCGCGCCAUUGAUAUUAAGUGUUGUUGCAAAUGCUAAAGAUUUAGGUGUUGAUGAAAAAGUUGAUGAAAAUUUGAUGCAAAAAAGUGUCGAAGUUUUCGAAAAAUUUUAUCAAUAUUUAAUACAAAAUUUCGAUACUCGGAAAAUCUAUUUCGAACAAGUUGUUGAGUUCCCUGAUUUCCCAUUCGAUCCAGCGAAUUCCAUUGCUGAAAUCCAAUCAUUAGAACGUGCAAAAGAAAAAGAAUUGGCUGCAAAUUUGAGAAGAGCUUGGCAUCGACUUUGGCAAACUGUUUCUCACGAUAGAUCUCCUUUCAUCUCGUCAUCAUCUUUCAUUAUGAUGCCCCAUUUCAAGAUAGGAAAUCACUUCGAUAAACAUUUCAUGCCAAGUGUUUUGGUCGUAAAUAAUCACUUCACAAAUCAUAUCGAUGCAAUAAAUAAAGCGACGGUUUUGACACAAGAAUUGAAUGAGAACAAACCGCCGAGCCAUUUCUUUUUUGACAAGGAUACUAAUGAGAGCAAAUCUAGUAGUAUAGAAUUAGUUGAUGUUUUAUGGAGAAGUCCUUGCGAAAGAAUCAAAAUAACUAAGACUUUUCCAGGAGAUUUUUAUGUAAUUCAAAGUGGUUUAGUGUUUAAAUCACAAACUAAAUCGAUUUUGAUACCACGUGAACAAGUUAAAUAUUUGUUCUGGGUCUGGGUGAAUCAGAAACCAAAUGCAAUCCAGAUAUACACGAAUUCUUAUUCUUGUUAUUUGUUCAGAUUUCCAAAAGUGGAAAAUCACAAGUUUGUGACAAAUCUCUUGCAAAUCGGGUUUGCUAAUGCUGAGUUUAUCCAAGAAAACCCUCCAAACAUCGAGAUAGAAAGACUCGGAUUAACACAUAAAUGGAUGCGACGCCAAUUAUCUAAUUUCGAUUAUUUAAUUUGGUUAAACAUUCUUUCUGGAAGAAGUUUCUUGGAUUCUCGUGUUUAUCCGAUCUUUCCAAUCAUCGCUUUGAAGAAUGACACUCAAGAAAUGGAAGAUAAAGACGAGGACUACAGAGAUCUCACUAAAAACAUCAUGUUCAUCAACCCGACAUCCAGUCAAAGGAUGAAAGAAAGACUCGCAAUUUUCCAACAUAAUGGUGCAACUCCUUUCUGCCAUUCCAGUUAUCUCUCGAACGCUUACACUGUUAAUCAUUAUUUAAUAAGAAUGGAGCCGUUCACGACAUUGCACAUCAUGAUGCAGGAUGGACAUUUCGAUGUAGGACCUCGUUUGUUCAUUUCUUUACAAGAUAACAUCAAUAGAAUGAUGUCAAAAAUGCCGUAUUUCAGAGAAUUUACACCGGAAUUUUACCAAAAUGAAGCUUUCCUGUUGAAUUCCAAUGAUUUGCCAUUAGGAAAAUACAAUGAAACUGAUGAUAUCGGUGACGUUGUUCUUCCUACAUGGAGUUCUUCACCGGCAGACUUCAUUUACAAACACAGAAAUUUGUUGGAAAGUGAAAGAGUUUCUCAAGUGAUUCAUGGUUGGAUUGAUUUGAUCUGGGGAUUCAAACAAAAAGGUCAAUCAGCUGCAGACGCAAUGAACACAUUUGACCCACAAAUAUACCCUGACAUCUGGACAAAAACAUCCGAAAACAAUGGCCAAGAACAAAUGAUGGCUGAAGCUGUAAUUGCAAUGUUAAAUACAAUCGGACAAAUUCCUCAACAAUUGUUCACUUCACCUCACCCGAAGAGAAAUCCAAUUGUUACGGAACAGUUCAAUGGAAAAGCUGUUGCAUUGCAUAAUAUUCCUGAUGACGUUGCUUGUGUUAUUUGCAGUGGUUCUGUCUUCGAAAAAAUGAAAAUUUACGCUGCAUUGAGAAACGGAAGAGUUUUCUGUUUAAGACUUGCAGCAACGAAUUUCGAAGUCCAAUUGAUGAAACACGCAAAAAUACCUGCUGAUCCAAAGAAAAUCGCUCAUUUCAGAUCAGAAACAAAUGACGAUUUCAUAUUCGCUUUCGCGCAGGAUCAUUCCGCAAAAGUGACAAUUUUGAAUGUCAUAAAACGGUCGGUUAUUCGGUCAAAGACUUCACCUCACUUGUCAGAAAUCAACUGUAUAAGUGUUGCUAAGAACAUGAUAUUGAGUGGUGGUGAAGAUGCUUUGGCAACAUUAUGGUUAUACGAUGGAAAAGAUAACAUUGAACAAUUAAACUUCAUUAUGGCUCAUAGAAGUGAAAUCACGUGUUGCUGCCUUUCUGAAGCUUUUGGAAUAGCAAUAACAUGUUCUCCUGACAACACAAUGAUCAUUUCAAGUCUUCCGGAAUUGACAUUUAUCAGAGCUGUUGAUUUGAGGAUGCCACCAGGUUCAAUUCCAUCUUCUGUUGUAAUGACAAGCCAUGUUGGAUAUAUAGUUGUUUUCUUUGGUAACCAGGCAGAGACAUUCACUGCAAAUGGAAUGUUUUGCAACACGAAUCAGUUUGAAUCUAAUAUCAUUUCAGCAUGUAUAGCAGAAAGCAAAUAUUUGGUGGAAUAUGUUGUUGCUCUGUUAUCAAACAACAGUAUUCUGCUGUUGGAACCUUACUCCCUUAAAAUUGUAAGAGUUGUUUGGAGAGGUGGAGCAAAAAUUAAGGAAGUUGGAUACCAUAAGGACUCAAAUAACUUCAUAUUGAUCACGGAAAAUGCAAAUGUUAUUUUAGUCCCUGCUUUCUUCCAACAAUAA